Molecule: messenger RNA, 2763 nt
Organism: Eptesicus fuscus (big brown bat)
Lineage: Eukaryota; Metazoa; Chordata; Mammalia; Chiroptera; Vespertilionidae
Gene: ENTREP1
Product: endosomal transmembrane epsin interactor 1
Exons: 12
Coding region: 183-2060 (625 amino acids)
Cellular component (GO): membrane
Source: RefSeq, a predicted model, not a curated record
CCGGGCAGCGGCAGGGCAGCCACGGCUGCGGAGCGGCAGCAGCAAGUGGUUGGGCUGCGCAUUUCCUUCCCUCCCCCUUGGCCCGGCCCGGCCCGCGGUGCCCAGUGCGUGGCGCCCGCGGCUGCUCGGUCCUGCGCGCCUCCCUGCAGCCGCGGGCCGCUCCCUUCCCCGCCCGCCUGCCCAUGUCCCUGCCCGUGGUGCUCCCCGGCUCCUGCUGCCCGGUGGCCGGGCUCUCGGGCGGGCCGCAGGCCGGGGGCCCGGGCGCCACGGCCACCGCUGCCCAGGAGCCACCGCUGCCUCCCUUGCGGCCACGCUGGCCCCGGGCCGCGCUGCAGCCCCCGGUGCGGUCUCGCUGCUCGGCCACCGCCGCCGGGGUGCUGGCCGUGCCGCCCGCGCUCUCCUCCCGCCGGGCCGCCGCCGUCGCCCCGAGCUCCGCGCUGCUGCCCGGCCGUCCACUGCUGUCGCUCGGGCUGCUGCAGCUGAUCCUGGGGUGCUGCAUGGUGGCACUCAGCUUCGGGGCGCUGUCGCUGAGCAGCUCCCCGCAGGUGAAGAACUCGUGCCCGUUCUGGGCCGGCUCCUCGGUGAUACUCUCUGGAAUCAUAGGAUUAACAACUUGGAAACGGCCUAUGAUACUCCUGGUCAACCUCUUCGUGCUGCUCUCCGUGGUGUGUGUCCUCUUAAAUCUCGCUGGGUUUAUCCUGGGCUGCCAAGGGGCUCAGUUCGUGUCCAGCGUGCCCAGGUGUGAUUUGGUGGACUUAGGUGAAGGCAAGAUUUGCUUUUGUUGUGAAGAAUUUCAACCAGCCAAAUGCACAGACAAAGAAAAUGUCUUGAAACUCUUCCCGGUUCAGCCUUGUAGCGCGGUUCACCUUCUACUUAAGAAAGUCCUUUUUGCGCUGUGUGCCUUGAACGCCCUGACCACCACCGUCUGCCUGGUGGCCGCCGCCCUCCGCUACGUCCAGAUCUUUGCCGCCAGGAGGUCCUGCAGCGAUGAGUCCCAGAUUUCUGCCGAGGAAGUGGAAGAACAGGGACGCAUCCCAGACCCCGACGACUUCGUGCCGCCGGUGCCGCCCCCUUCCUAUUUCGCCACGUUUUACUCGUGCACACCCCGGAUGAACCGCAGGAUGGUUGGUCCCGACGUGAUCCCACUGCCGCAUAUAUAUGGAGCGAGAAUCAAAGGCGUGGAGGUGUUCUGUCCUCUGGACCCGCCGCCUCCGUACGAAGCCGUGGUGCAUGAGACAGACCGGGAGCAGGUACUGUCCACGCAGACGUCUUCAUUCCAAAUAUCAGAGGGAUCAGAAGCCGCCACCAGCCCGAUGGAACCGAUCGGCGUGCCAGUGACUCAAGAUGGGAACAUUCCUAACACACCUGGAGAAGAAGGCGCAUCCACUUCAGUUGCCAACUCAGACCAGCCACAUCCCGGGAGAAGCCGGAGAGCCCUCCCGCCCACGAUGACAAGGUCGAAGAGCGACCCUGUGUUCCAUCCUUCUGCAGAGCGAGCCGCUCCCGUGCUCAGCUGUGAAGCCGCCACCCAGACGGAGGGGAGACCGGACCUGGCCGCGGUGACCCUGCGGAGGGGCUUGCGACCCCGAGCUGCCAGGUGCAGGCCGCAGUCCCUCAUAGAUUACAAGUCGUACAUCGACACCAAGCUGCUGGUGGCCAGGUUCCUGGAGCAGUCCUCCUGCGCCAUGACGCCCGACAUCCACGAACUUGUGGAAAACAUCAAAUCGGUUCUGAAGUCCGACGAGGAGCACAUGGAGGAGGCCAUCACGAGUGCCAGCUUCCUAGAGCAGAAGCCACAGCCAGAGUCUCUCCAGACCCUCAGGGGAGCACAAGAGCAAUCCGAUUCCUCGCAGGAAGAGAUCAUGGCCCCCUUGCAGCCCAGCCCCCCCAGGGCCCACCUGCUGCCCUCGCGGAGCCAGCCCGGCGUGCUGCACCUGAGGAGCUGCGGGGACCUGAGCACCUUCGUGGCGGCCGGGAGGCCGAGAGUCGAGAGGAGGCCCCGGCGGGCGGCUGAGCGGCCACACAGCCUCAUCGGCGUCAUUCGCGAGACUGUCCUGUGAACCUCAGGAGCAGGAAGGAAGGAUCCCCUCCUCACCAUGCAGCGUCCAGGGUGGGGGUUGGGGUCCCCCUCUGGGAGCUGCUCUAAAAGGGGGGGCCUUCGGAGGACACCUGUCCUCGCUCCAUGGCUCACCUUUCUGCUGGCCUAGGGUUCUUCCAGGCUCAUUUGGGUUUGGAUGCAUCAGAUUGGAGGCUGUGAAGGCAGCAUCCCUCUCCCCCCUCACUGGCCCUGCCCCGGAGUAGGUUAAUGAAUCUUUGCCCACACACCACCUCGUGGCUCUCUGCCUCGUCCAGCCCUGUCACUGGGGCAGGUCUGCUGGGCUGCUGUUGAUAGACGCUGCGGCCACGCACUGCUCCGUGAGAGAGGAAUUGGCACGCCACCCACUGGGGAUCGCCCGCAACCCAGGCAUGUGCCCUGACCGGGAAGCGAACCGUGACCUCCUGGUUCAUAGCCCGACGCUCAACCACUGAGCCACGCCAGCCGGGCUGGCAUGAAGCACGGAUGAUCAACCCCCAUGCUCUAAUCAUCAAGUCCCUGCAUAGAUCGCCCUGCAAUCACUCUCUUUAGGAAAAACAGGGAACUUUUUCAGUGACAAAUCGUAAUGAAAGACAUUUAGGGGGGAUAUUCUUGUUGAUUCCAUUUAUUCAUGCUUGCAAAACUAGAGAUGGCUAAGGCAGAACUGAGAAUAAAAUGUUUACUUUGGA